This is a messenger RNA of Scatophagus argus, 3379 nucleotides long. It is a transcript of the gene epha8, whose product is annotated as eph receptor A8. Gene Ontology annotation, biological process: cell surface receptor protein tyrosine kinase signaling pathway; axon guidance; protein phosphorylation. The record is from RefSeq and is a predicted model, not a curated record. The transcript is spliced from 20 exons. Bases 253 to 3180 code for a protein of 975 amino acids. Gene Ontology annotation, molecular function: protein binding; transmembrane-ephrin receptor activity; ATP binding. Gene Ontology annotation, cellular component: plasma membrane; neuron projection. NCBI's taxonomy places the organism in Eukaryota, Metazoa, Chordata, Actinopteri, Scatophagidae.
GUAGUGUGUAAUGUAUUACAUUGGCACUAGUAUUAAAUCAGCUUUAAAAGACUCAUGUAGAUGUUUGUUAACGAGUGCAAAGUUAACCACAAAGUCAGUGUCGGUCAGGUACAGUGUGCUCAUUCGGUCCAGAGAGGAGGUCUAACCAGGUAGAAGUGAAAACACCUGUUGAAUCUACUGGACACGACGACGAUCACGGGGGACUGGGGCUGGCUAACGUACCCGUCACACGGGUGGGAUGCCAUUAAUGAGAUGGAUGAAUACUUCAGUCCUAUCCAUACGUACCAGGUCUGUAACGUGAUGAGCCCCAGCCAGAACAACUGGCUGAGGACGGUCUGGAUCCCCCGAGAGGGAGCGAGGAGGAUCUACAUCGAGGUCAAGUUCACCCUGAGAGACUGCAACAGCAUGCCUGGAGUGCUGGGCACCUGCAAGGAAACCUUCAACCUGUAUUACUACGAGUCUGACAGAGCGGUGGGUUCGACCAUACGGGAGAACCAGUUCAUUAAGAUUGACACCAUCGCUGCAGAUGAGAGCUUCACAGGGGUGGACCUGGGAGUCCGCAGACUUAAACUCAACACUGAGGUGCGAGGUGUGGGCCCCCUGAGCAGACGAGGCUUCUACCUGGCCUUCCAGGACAACGGCGCCUGCAUCGCCCUCACCUCUGUGCGGGUGUACUACAAACGCUGCGUGGGUGUGAGCCGUAACCUGGCGGUCUUCACCGACGUGGUGACGGGCGCCGACUCGUCCUCUCUGGUGGAGGUCAGGGGUCAGUGUGUGGAUCACGCAGAGGAGAGGGACACGCCCAAGAUGUACUGCAGUGCUGAGGGGGAGUGGCUGGUGCCCAUCGGGAGGUGUGUGUGCUCUGCCGGAUUCGAAGAGCACAGAGAAUCGUGUGUGGCCUGUGAGGUGGGUUUCUAUAAGCCGGUGGCGGGCGAUGGCCUGUGUGGUAAAUGUCCUCAACACAGCCACUCAGAGACCAGAGCUGCCCUCUCCUGCCCCUGCGACUCCAACUACUAUCGAGCACCAGAUGACCCACCGGCAGCUCCAUGCUCCCGCCCUCCAUCUGCGCCAGUAAAUGUCAUCUCCUCAGUCAACGGGACGUCCGUGAAUUUAGAGUGGGAUCGCCCUCUGGAUACCGGAGGUCGCAGCGACCUGCAGUACAGUGUGCUGUGUCAGAAAUGCUCAGGGGAAGGAGGGCCCUGCGAGAACUGCGACUCCCACCCAGGAGGCGCUGGUGGAGGGAAGGCGGGGGCAAGUAUCAGCGCCGGCGGAGGAGGGAUGGUGGAGCGUUUGGGCACUGCAGCAAUUCGAUUCAUUCCCCGCCAAACCGGACUGACGGAGCCCUGGGUCACUGUGCUCAACCUGGUGGCUCAUACAAACUACUCCUUCCGCAUCCAGGCUGCGAAUGCAGUGAGUCACCUGAGCAACGAGCCCUCGCCUUACACUGUGGUCAACAUCACAACGAACCAGGCAGCCCCGUCUGAAGUGUUAGCCAUCCGCCAGGAGAACACCAGUCAGAACAGCGUGACUCUGCUGUGGCACGAACCCAACCAGCCCAAUGGCGUAAUCCUGGAGUACGACAUCAAAUACUAUGAGAAGGAUAAUGAAGAGCACAGUUACUCCACGCUAAAGUCUAAAAAUACCAGCGCCCGAGUGUCAGGGCUGAAGCCGGGCACCAAAUACAUCUUUCAGGUCCGAGCCAGAACGUCAGCAGGCUGCGGACGCUUCAGCCAGAACGUGGAGAUCCAGACUGGGAAAGCAGCUCCUCUGCGCUACAACACCAUGACCAUCAUUUGGAUCUGCAUGGCCCUGCUGUCCUGCCUGGUCACCUUUCUGGCCAUCAUCAUCUGCAGGAAACGGCAAGGCUACACUUUACCACACUACCCAUCGCUGCUACACUGUGGCUACAGCAAAGCUUUCCAGGACUCGGACGAGGAGAAGAUGCAUUACCAGAACGGUCACGUGUCAUUCCCUGACGCGAGGUUCUAUAUCGACCCGCACACAUACGAGGACCCCUGCCAGGCGGUCCACGAGUUUGCCCGAGAAAUUGAAGCUUCCAGGAUCAAAAUAGAGAAAAUCAUUGGUUCAGGGGAGUUUGGAGAGGUGUGUUAUGGACGCAUGAGACUCCCCGGGAAGAGAGACAUCCCAGUGGCCCUGAAGACCCUGAAGGCAGGAUACACAGAGAAACAGAAGAGGGACUUCCUGGCCGAGGCGUCCAUCAUGGCCCAGUUUGACCACCCCAACGUCAUCCGCCUGGAGGGAGUGGUAACCCACAGCAAACCGGUGAUGAUCAUCACAGAGUACAUGGAGAACGGCUCUCUGGACUCCUUCCUCAGGAGACACGAUGGCCAGUUCACCAUCAUCCAGCUGGUGGGGUUGCUGCGUGGCAUUGCAGCCGGUAUGACCUACCUGUCUGACCUGGGCUACAUCCACAGAGACCUGGCUGCACGCAACAUCCUGGUCAACAGCAACCUGGUGUGUAAGGUGUCUGACUUCGGCCUGUCCCGAGUACUGGAGGAUGACCCCGACGCUGCAUACACCACCAGUGUGAGUUUUCACAUUGAGGGCGGAAAAAUUCCUAUCCGCUGGACGGCCCCUGAGGCCAUCGCCUACAGGAAGUUCUCCUCCUCCAGUGAUGUGUGGAGCUACGGAGUGGUCAUGUGGGAGGUGAUGUCUUACGGAGAGCGACCAUACUGGAAUCUCACCAACAGAGAUGUGAUCAAAUCUGUGGAAGAGGGCUACAGGCUGCCUGCUCCUAUGGGCUGCCCUGCUGCUCUGCACACCCUCAUGCUCGACUGCUGGCAGAAGGAUCGCAACGAGAGGCCACGCUUUUGCCAGAUAGUCACCGUUCUUGACAAGCUAAUCCGCAACCCAGAGAACCUGAAGUCCAUGGACACACUCUGCAGUUUAAGCAGUCCUCCGCUGAUGGAGAGAGCUAUCCCAGACUUCAGUAGCUGUAACUCAGUAAACGAGUGGCUGGACACCAUAAAGAUGAGUCGCUACAAGGAACACUUUGCAGCAGGGGGGUACCACACUCUGGGACACGUCAUAGGCAUGAACCAAGGGGACAUCCAGAGGCUCGGGGUGACACUGAUGGGCCACCAGAAGAAGAUCAUGACCAGCGUCCAGCUGAUGAGGGCACAAGUCCUGAACAAGAGUGUGCCAUCUGUGCACGUAUAACUCCAACAUCGAGAUUUCUUUCUGCUGAAAUCUAGAAACCCUGGCUUCUUUAAGGUCUAAAAGGGACUCCGAUCUGAUAAAAGGGAGAAGAAAACAUGUGGGAGACAAGACUAUACAAGACUUUUUCCUCAAGAAAUUGAAGAACAAAAUGUGAAAGAGUUUAACUAUGGAACAAGUAAACAUGACUUCUUUGGGACAA